Molecule: messenger RNA, 1608 nt
Organism: Vanderwaltozyma polyspora DSM 70294
Lineage: Eukaryota; Fungi; Ascomycota; Saccharomycetes; Saccharomycetales; Saccharomycetaceae
Gene: CDC3
Product: septin CDC3
Exons: 1
Coding region: 1-1608 (535 amino acids)
Biological process (GO): cytoskeleton-dependent cytokinesis
Cellular component (GO): cytosol; septin ring; septin complex
Molecular function (GO): GTPase activity; molecular adaptor activity; GTP binding
Source: RefSeq, a predicted model, not a curated record
AUGACAGUAGCAACAUCCCAGAUUCCUAUUAAACAAGAAGACAUGGAUGGAUCACUUGGGAUCAAUUCAGUUACACAAGAUCAAUCAAACGAUUUGGGUAAUAGUAAUGCAAGUUCAAAAAGCAUGUUGGAAAAUAAUGAACAAAUCUCUUUAAAUGAAUUCGAACGUCAAAAAUCAAAUAGAAAUUCUGCAAUUGAUUCUAAUCAAGUAUUGAGUCAAGUUUUACCGGAACAACCAGAUUUAAGAAUUAUUCGUCGUAAAAUAACAAAUUAUGUAGGCUUCGCUAAUUUACCAAAGCAAUGGCAUAGAAAAUCAAUUAAAAAAGGUUUUAAUUUAAACAUCUUAUGUGUAAGCCAAACUGGUUUGGGUAAGUCAACUUUGAUCAAUACAUUGUUUAACAAAAACAUUUAUAAUGAAGAAAAUGGUUCUAAUAUUGUUAAUUCAACUACCGAUAAUUUAGAUAAAAUUAAAUUAGAAGAUGAUAAUAAUACUAUCUCAAAUGAAGAAAGUGCUGAAAACACUAAUACUGAUAAUGUAAGCUCAAACAAUGGCAACAAUAAACACAAUAGCAGUAAUGGUAACAGUGAAUCAAAUCAACCAAAUGUUAGAAUCGAAUCUGUAUCUACAAUCAUUGAAGAAAAUGGUGUUAAUUUAAGAUUAACUGUCGUAGAUACUCCAGGUUUUGGUGAUUCUAUCGAUAACACAAACUCGUGGGAACCAAUUAUUAAAGAAGUAGACUCUAGAUUCGAUCAAUAUUUGGAUGCCGAAAAUAGAAUCAACAGAUCGGUAAUUGAAGAUAACAGAAUUCAUGCCUGUUUGUACUUCAUCGAACCAACUGCUCAUUUCUUAAAGCCAUUGGACUUAGAAUUUUGUAAACAAAUUCAUGAAAAAUGUAAUUUGAUUCCAAUUAUUGCUAAAUCUGACAUUUUAACCGAAGAAGAAAUCGACUCUUUUAAAAGAAAAAUUACAAAACAAUUACAAGAAGCUGGUGUUAAAUUAUUCAAACCUCCUCACUAUGAAUUGGAUGAUAAAGAAACAAUUAAAUUGACAGACGAAUUAUACAAUAAAUUGCCAUUUGCCGUCGUUGGAUCCACUGAUCUAGUGGUAAAUGGUGAAGGUAAACAGGUAAGAGGUAGAUCGUAUCCAUGGGGUAUUGUGGAAGUUGAUAAUGCUAACCAUAACGAUUUCGUAUACUUGCGUGAUUACUUGGUAAGACAAUAUUUAGAAGAAUUGCGUGAAAGAACAAAUAAUGAAUUAUAUGAAAAUUAUAGAUCUGAAAAAUUAACAAAAUUGGGUAUUAACCAAGAUAAUUUAGUUUUUAAGGAAUUUGAUCCUGAAACUAGACAAAAAGAAGACAAACAAUUACAUGAAGCAAAACUUGCUAAAUUAGAAGCCGAAAUGAAAUCUGUCUUCCAAACCAAAGUCUCAGAAAAGGAAAAGAAAUUACAAAAAUCUGAAGCUGAAUUAUUUGCCAGACAUAAGGAAAUGAAAGAAAAAUUAACAAAACAAUUAAAAGCAUUGGAAGAAAAGAAGCAUCAAUUAGAAAUGUCUAUUGCAAAUCAAAUGACAAGUUCUCCUGCUCAAAAGAAGAAGGGUUUCUUACGUUAG